AUGCUGAAAAACCUGCGGAUAUCCCCCGUUUCAAUCACAUCCGCCCCGUUCCUCAGUCCUCGGUAUUCUUUUUCUCCAUCAGAAACUUACAAAACUUCUCCACGACGAACGCGCCAGCCCUCUUUGGCCAAAACAUUUGAAUUUUUUAAAAAUAUCGUUGUGUGGAAAAAAGAAGAGAAGACCAAUGGUGGUAAUCAAAAAGUGGUGUAUGAAGCCGUCCGCUCUGGUCUUCCCACAUCCAACUUACUUGAAAUUUUUAGAACAAAUUCGUAUCAAUUACUCCAACAGCCAGAGAUGUGUUAUUGCGUCCCGCCUCGUCUUGUCGUCUGGCGAAUGGAAAAGGUCAACCGCGAAAUGUUUGAGGUGUUGGCGAAUAGGAGUUCAGUGAAUGACGCUGACCUCGCGGAGAUGUUAUUUGGCGAUUUAUGCUCCACGGAGAAAGCGAAGAGUUUUGUCGCGACGAUAAGACAAACAAAUUCAGAAGUCUUUGAACAGAACGCAGACCCUGUCUUCGACGAUUUUGGGAACAUCCUGAAAAUGUCGAAGAAGGUCUUCUUUCAAAUAGCUCUCGACUCCUUCGACGACAAAGAUUAUUUGGACCUCUUCGUAACGUCUUGGAAGUUCUUCUUUACGCCAAAAGAGUUGUGCAAAUUGUGUGUCGAGGAAGCGUUGCUUCCCGCGGAAGUCUCCAACGACAGUUUGCGGAACUUCGCAUUGGAGAUGAACGAGCUUAAAGAAAAGGAGACGAAAAAGGCUGACAAACGCAUGAAGACACAAAGUGAAAGUCGCGUCGACGGUAUUUUACAAAACAUCGAAAACUCCGAAGCGGAGAGGAAACGUCGUCUCGAGAAAAUUUUGUUGUACUUCUUGAGCAUCGAGGAGACGUUUGACGAUGAUGUCAAGGAGAUGCUCCUCAUCCAUUUCGACAAUGGACGGUUUUCCGACGAAAUUGAAAAUUUGAUAAAGAAGUCGCUUGAGAAUUAUGGAUCGUCGUUUUCGUCGUUCAACGACGAUAAAAGCCCACGCGUUGUUUCUUACAACAAAUCAAAGAGGCAGUCAUAUCAAAUUAAAGAAGAACGAAUGGAGAGGAAGAAGAGGAAGAGUCGAUCGACGUCGCGCGACUCGAUGUGUUCGUACCCCGUGUCCGAGAAAAGUGAGUGUGUCGACGAUGAAAAGGUCUUCGACGUCAAUUACGAGAACUUUUUGUCAUUGAGUCCGUGUGUCAUUGGGAAACAACUCAUCUUUUACCACAGAGAACUCUUUGAAAAUCUUCCUUUGAAGGAUUUUUACUUCUGUGAGAGUUCAAAUAAACUCAAAAAGUAUUCACAGAAGUUCAAAGCGGUCGACCACAUCUUUGAAAAGAUAGUCAAACAACAAAACGGAGUUUCAGUCUUUAUUAAAAUAGCGAACGUAAGUGUCACCCUUCGCGAUUAUACGGUCGGCCAUUCGCUCUUUAAUUUGAUCAACGCGUUAGUUAAAGAACAGCCGGAAAGGGUAAGUGAACUUGACGCCGCGACAAAAGAGAUGUUUGAGAAAUUGAAGAGGACGUUUGACGAGAACAACGAUUUCAAAAAUUAUCGAGAAGAGUAUGAAAGUUUGGACAACGAAUGCCCUAAAACCCCAAGUUAUAUUGUGUGGAAAAAAGAGAUGGAGGAGUUGAAAAAAGACAACGUGGAGGACAAAGGUCUUCUCGAUAUACAACAAGUCAAAAAGAUGUCGCAACACAUUCAAAUUAUCGCAAUGGCAAAGGCUUCCCAAUUUCUUAUUGAUCAAAACGUCUCCUUCCAAUUUUUCUUCCAUUCCAAUUUCUAA
This is a messenger RNA of Entamoeba invadens IP1, 1812 nucleotides long. RefSeq lists its product as hypothetical. The transcript has a single exon. The record is from RefSeq and is a predicted model, not a curated record. Gene Ontology annotation, molecular function: guanyl-nucleotide exchange factor activity. Lineage: Eukaryota; Evosea; Mastigamoebida; Endamoebidae. The coding region runs from base 1 to 1812 and encodes 603 amino acids. Gene Ontology annotation, biological process: small GTPase-mediated signal transduction.